AACACCCACACUGCUGGCACCAAGACCAAGAAUGUAGAAGUUGGCCUGAUUCAGAUUCUUUGGUGUUUAAUAAAUGUCACUGCAGACAUUUGGGGCAGUGGUUGGACAGCUCUACAACACCACCAGAACAUGCAGGGCCUCUUUCUAGUUGCUCCAGCUGGGAAGGUAGAAUUGAAGAAGGCAGAACAAUGAGGAUGUCAGCUAAAAAAAUGACCAAUUCUGUUUCAAGUGAUUCCACUAAUCCACCUGAAAGGGAAACAGAUGAAGUGGUUCUAAGGAGAAGACAAAAACAGAUCAAUUUUGGAAAGAAUACCCUUGCCUAUGACAGAUACAUUAAAGAAGUCCCAAAGAAUGAGCGAAUCCCAGGAGUUCAUCCCAGAACUCCCAACAAGUUCAAGAAGUACAGCCGCAGGUCCUGGGACCAGCAGAUCAGGCUGUGGAAGAUAGCCCUGCAUGCCUGGGAUCCUCCUCCAGAAGACACCUGGGACCUGCAGCCAGUGAGUACAGAACCCUCAGGAAGUUCCCAGGAACGGUUCUGCAAAGAUCAGGAUGUUUCUGGCUCCUUUGUGUUUGAUGAAACUCAUCAGAGAAAUGAGAGUGAGGAAGAGAGCAGACAAGCUGACUACACACCAGAGAGCCCCUGCUCUCCUUAUUCUUCUCCAGUAUGGAAACGUAGAAAAAGAAACAGCCCUGACUCCUCUGUGGUUUCAAAGAGCAAAAGCCAUUAUGAGAACAUCCUGGAAAGUCUCACAGAACCAGGACAUCAGGAGGCCUUUUCAGAGUGCUCAGAGUGGGAAGCUUUUGGUGAAAGUGAUGAAGUAAUGACAGUGCAGCAUGGUAUAGAAAGAACAAGUGACCCAGUUCCAGCCAGUAGUUCUUCAGGAUGGAAUAAUCAAAGGCAGAAAAUCCCCAACUUCUUUCUGCCUGACAGCAAAACUUGGAGAGACACAGACUGCAGGCUGGAGAGGCUCAAACUUUGCAGCAGUUUGUUGGAAGGACAUCAGUCAGAAUACUCUGAAAGGGGAUGGGGAAGUGCAAGUGCUGAAGGCAGAGUAAUGAGGAAAAAAAUCUAAAUCCCAAGUCUCUCCUUGUAUAUAGAAGUAUCGAAGAAGAAGGACUUUCUCCUCUGACAGAAAAUGAUUUGAGGAAUAGGGAUGUAGUCUGAGAUCAGCAAAUCAAGUCUUGGAAACCUGGUGCAGUCACAGAAGAGCUGCACUGACAGAGGAAGAGAUUUACAGCCAGCAUCUGUGCAGUCCACACGAGGUGAUCUGUGCAGGUUUCUCCAGAUCUUUAAGGAUACAGGUUUCUGCAAGGUCUGCCUCAAGUGUAAAGCUCCAGCUGUGGUUAAGUCUCUGCUGCAGUGAUGAUGGAUGCUCCUUAAAGCUUUUGUGAGAGUCUUUCUGCUGGACCUGCACUGGCAGAUGACACCUGCAUCCUGCUGUGAAGGCUGCUGCAGCUGAUGGAUCCUGCUGCUGCUGUGUGGAGAUUGUGCUGCUCAGCCUGAAUCCAUGUUACACUGGGAAACUGGUCCAAGAUGGAGUCAAACUGAAGAAUGUCACCCCUUGAAGCAAGGGGAUGAACCCUUUUUCCUCCUCUGGACCAGAACUGUGCAAUCCAACCUGAAGAACUUCAGAAGAAUGUAGAUAACUUCAGCCUUCCUCCAAGCUGCUAAAGACAAACUGUUCUUGGCUUUUGGUGAUCAUUCCUGUGCCUAUUGGCUGUUCUCUAAGAGUUGUUAAGCCAGCAUUGGCUUGAGCCUCCUGAGAGGCUAGAAGGGGAAGGAAAAUGAUCAUCAAAAUCAGAUCUCUCUCUCCUUUAAGGGAUGAGUAACUUAAGAGCAACCUGGGGUUUGCUUUGGUGUGUGUUGCAGCCUGAGCCAAAGAGCCAAUCUGCUGCUGAGUCAUGAGGGUGACUGCAGUGCCUGCUCUUGGCCAUGGUGUGUCCAGCCUAAGGGUUGUGAUGGUGCUGAGACAGGCUUCUUGUUUUCCUUCUCUAGCACUGUGCUAGGAAAGUCCAAGUGAGAGUUGUGCUAAGCCUCUCCUUGUUUUCCUGCUCUAGCACUGUGCUCAGAAGGUGCAAGUGAGAGCUGUGCCUACAGUGAAGUUUAGACCAAAUCCACGUGUCAGUUGCAAGAAUGUUUUGCAGUCCUUGUUGUACUUUAUGUAGCAUGCACUGGGAUACAGCUGUCCAGGAGCUGGGAAUGGGCUCUGCAGGAGUCUGGCUUUUUGGGAAGCCUGUGCAGUGGUGGGGAUGAUUGGCAGCAGCCUUGCUGUGGGGCUGGCGGUGUACCCAGGGCCAGAAGCCCACUGUUGAAGCAAGUUGCUUCCCCAGAAACCACUUCCAGCCCUUUCCUGGACAUAAUUUCCAGGCAUUGGGGUUCAGUGGUGUCCCAGCAGGGUGGGGUAUCCAAGGGCCCUAUCUGUGCAGCACUUUGUAAA
Indicator indicator is the source of this 2438-nucleotide messenger RNA. RefSeq lists its product as uncharacterized. The transcript is spliced from 11 exons. Bases 189 to 1073 code for a protein of 294 amino acids. The record is from RefSeq and is a predicted model, not a curated record. NCBI's taxonomy places the organism in Eukaryota, Metazoa, Chordata, Aves, Piciformes, Indicatoridae. Gene Ontology annotation, cellular component: histone pre-mRNA 3'end processing complex; cytoplasm. Gene Ontology annotation, biological process: mRNA 3'-end processing by stem-loop binding and cleavage; mRNA transport. Gene Ontology annotation, molecular function: histone pre-mRNA stem-loop binding; mRNA binding.